AUGGCUGUCAUUGAGUAUUUAUUCACCAAUGAGACUGAAAUAAAGAUUAAUGAAGAAAUUAUUAAGAAGUCAGGAGGAUGGAAAUAUGCAAGUCUCUUGCUGGUGAAUCAAGGUCUAGCAACCUUAGCUUUCUUUGGAGUAAGUGUGAACUUGGUGUUGUUCUUAACCAGGGUUCUAGACCAAGAUAAUAGCGAUGCUGCAAAUAAUGUGAGCAAGUGGACUGGAACAGUUUACCUCUGCUCUCUGAUGGGAGCAUUCCUUAGCGAUUCCUACUGGGGUCGUUACUUGACAUAUGCUGUCUUUCAGCUGAUACUGGUGUCAGUUCUGGGGCUACUAUCCUUUGCUUCAUGGCUUUUCUUGAUAAACCCUGCGGAUUGUGGUGAUGGAACGAAGAUGUGCAGGCACUCAUCAUCAGUAGGCGUUGACUUUUACUUAUCAAUAUAUCUGAUUGCCUUUGGAUACGGGGGACAUCAACCGACGAUAGCCACUUUUGGAGCAGACCAGUUCGAUGAUUCGAAUCCCAAAGCAGCAGAUUCCAAAGCUGCAUUCUUUUGUUACUUCUACUUUGCACUUAAUGUGGGAUCUUUAUUUUCAAACACCAUACUGGUUUACUAUGAAGAUUCAGGAAAAUGGACGCUAGGCUUCUUGGUUUCCUUAUGUUGUGCUAUUAUAGCGUUACUAUUGUAUUUGUUGGGGACAUCAAGAUAUAAGUAUAUAACAUGUGGCAACCCACUAACACGCGUCGCUCAAGUAUUCGUGGCUGCUUUUAGGAAGUGGAAUGUAGCUCCAGCUACUGCCGAUGCGUUGUAUGAGGUAGAAGGACCUGAAUCCGCAAUCAAAGGCAGCAGAAAAAUCCCCCACAGUGAUGAUUUCAAGUUCCUGGACAAGGCGGCUACAAUAACUCAAUAUGAUUUGUGUGGAAGAAAAGAUCCAUGGAGGCUUUGCACUGUAACUCAGGUUGAAGAAGUCAAAUGUGCACUGAAAAUGUUGCCCAUUUGGCUUUGUACCAUAAUUUACUCUGUCAUCUUCACGCAAAUGGCAUCCCUUUUUGUGGAGCAAGGAGAUGUAAUGACCUCAAAACUGGGAGAUUUCCACUUUCCAGCAGCCAACAUGUCAGCUCUCGACAUUUGCAGCGUUCUCAUUUGCACCGGAAUCUAUCGUCAAAUUCUCGUCCCCUUGGCCAGAAGAUUGAGUGGUAGAUCCAAAGGAUUGACAGAGCUCCAAAGAAUGGGGAUCGGACUUGUGAUGGGAAUGAUGGCAAUGAUUGCGGGGGGUGUGACCGAGAUACAAAGACUCAAAUUGGUGAGGCCGGGUGAGAAAAAAAGUCGUUUAAGCAUAUUUUGGCAAGUUCCACAAUACGUAUUAGUUGGUGCAUCUGAAGUUUUCAUGUACGUUGGUCAAUUGGAGUUCUUCAAUGGACAAGCUCCGGAUGGUAUUAAAAGCUUUGGAAGCUCCCUUUGCAUGGCUUCCAUUUCUCUUGGAAACUACGUUAACAGUUUAUUAGUUAGCAUGGUUAUGGGGACUACGGCAAGAGAUGAUAGUCCGGGUUGGAUCCCAGCUGACCUGAACCAAGGCCAUAUGGACCGGUUCUUCUUCCUUAUCGCUGCUCUAACUGCUCUUGAUUUUAUAAUCUACGUGUUUUGUGCUAAAUGGUACUAA
Gossypium arboreum is the source of this 1659-nucleotide messenger RNA. RefSeq names its product protein NRT1/ PTR FAMILY 7.1-like. Gene Ontology annotation, cellular component: membrane. NCBI's taxonomy places the organism in Eukaryota, Viridiplantae, Streptophyta, Magnoliopsida, Malvales, Malvaceae. Gene Ontology annotation, molecular function: transmembrane transporter activity. The record is from RefSeq and is a predicted model, not a curated record. Gene Ontology annotation, biological process: transmembrane transport.